UAGUGUAAAUGGUAACUUUUACUCUACACAGAUAUAAACUUCUGCAUAUUUUUUUCUGCAAAUCAUCAAAUUUAAUAUGAACAGGCUUAUCUGUGGUAGAUUUGGUCCAAACUGUGAACGAUACAUCCAACUAGCAGUGAAAAGAUAUGGUCAACAGCAGUCACGAAACAUAUCUGGAAAUCAUGCUUUAAUAAAGAAACAGGCCUCUCUUCGGUCGUCCUUAUUCCUGGUCUCUGAAAGGGGAUUUUGGAGGUUUUAUCAUGCCCAUAGAAGCAGACCCUCCAAAUACCUCUUGACUGCCAGGGGUCAUUUAUCAGUGCAGGGCAAUCACCGGUAUGUGGUGACAUGGAACAAAGUUGGCAGGGCAUUGCUGAGACCUAGGAAUAUCAUCAUUACAGCAGCAGUAGGAACAGGUGCUCUCAUCAGUCAGAAAAUAGAUGCAGUCAGAAAGCAGUUACCAGACUUAGAGUGGAUGAAAGAGUACAUUCCAGAAUCAGAAACGAUGAGAAACCUCAUGAAGAGCAUAAAAGGUGCAGCCUCUCAAGUCAGCUUACCAGAAAAAGGAUUCAUUUCUAAUCACCUCCCUAAGUUGAAGGAUGCCGCUGUGGUAGACAGUCUCAAGUCGUGGUGGGAGGAGAACACCAGUCAGGAAGGAACCGCAGUUUUACCUAAAGGUGGCCGGGUCUUGUAUGCCAUAUCCCAAGAUGCAGAUAAUGCACCUACCCAUAAAAAUACAGUACCACUGAUUGGAUUCGGAAGAUCUGGAGCAACUACAACAUCAAGUAAAAGGAGUCCAGAAAAAGAAAGGCUGGAGCAGGUGCAAGAGGAGAUGAUCCAGAUACAGAUACGAUAUCAGAAAGAAAUAGACAGACUAAUGAAGGAAAACAAGGACCUACGUAAAAAUCUCAUGUUGAAAGAAGUUAAAAGUGGACGAAAAAGAUCAAUGAGGGUCUUUUACCCUCUUUUUCAGAGGAGCCUGAUUGACAUGUAUUCUGAUGUGUUAGAUGAAUUGGAGCGAUAUGAUUCAAGCUAUAACACACAAGAUAAUUUACCCAGGGUAGUUGUUGUAGGAGACCAGAGUUCUGGAAAAACCAGUGUGCUGGAAAUGAUUGUACAGGCUCGUAUUUUCCCUAGGGGAUCUGGAGAGAUGAUGACCAGGUCACCAGUCAAGGUGACUCUCAGUGAGGGGCCAUACCAUGUAGCUUCAUUUAAAGACAGCUCAAGGGAAUUUGAUCUCACAAAAGAAAGUGAUUUGGCAGCACUAAGGAAAGAAGUUGAACUGAGGAUGAAAGCUAGUGUUGGUGAUGGAGAAACAGUCAGCCAGGAGUCAAUUUCCAUGACAGUCAAAGGUCCUGGUCUACAGAGAAUGGUACUGGUGGAUCUACCCGGCAUAAUAUCUACUGAAACUUCAAUAAUGGCACCAGAGACCAAGAACAAUAUCCGUAAAAUGGUGAAGAGCCACAUGGAAAAUCCCAAUGCCAUAAUUCUGUGUAUUCAAGAUGGAGCACUUGAUGCAGAGAGAAGCAAUGUAACAGAUCUAGUCAGUCAGAUGGACCCAGGAGGAAAACGGACAAUAUUUGUCCUCACUAAAGUCGACCUGGCAGAAUCUAAUCUAUACAAUCCAGAUAGGAUCCAAUCCAUAUUAGAUGGCAGGUUAUUCCCCAUGAAGGCUUUAGGAUAUUUUGCGGUAGUUACAGGAAGAGGUAAUCAAAAUGACAGUAUUCAAGAAAUAAAAAAUUAUGAAGAGACGUUUUUCAGGAAUUCUAAAUUAUUCAAGGAUGGUGUGUUAAAACCCACACAGAUGGGGACACAGAACAUGAGCUUGGCCGUGUCGGAGUUGUUCUGGAAGAUGGUCAGGGAGUCAGUUGAACAGCAAGCCGAUGCUUUCAAAGCAACCAGAUUUAAUUUGGAAACAGAGUGGAAAAAUACAUUCCCUAGACAAAGAGAGUUAGACAGGGAUGAACUUUUUGAGAAGGCCAAAGGAGACAUCUUAGAUGAAAUUAUCAACCUUGGUCAACUCACACCAAAACAAUGGGAAGAAGCAUUUUACAAUAAACUGUGGGAGAGAUGUUCGUCUUAUUUCUUUGAGAGUAUCUACCUUCCUGCAGCUCAAACGGAGAACUCUGGAACAUUUAACACUACAGUGGAUAUCAAAUUAAAGCAGUGGGCUGACAACAUGCUACCAAAGAAAUGUGUAGAGGUCGGCUGGGAUACACUGCAUGAUGAAUUCCUAAAAAUUGUGGAGAAAGACAAGAAGAAUAAAGGACAUGAUGAGAUUUUUGACCAGCUGAAGGUAGCAGUCAUCGAGGCCAGCAAAAACAAACAUCAGUGGGACAGCAAAGCCGAGGACAGUCUGAGGGUUAUUCAGGUCAACACCCUAGAAGACCGCUCAGUGACUGACAAACAACACUGGGACUUUGCCAUCAAAUUCAUGGAGGAGACUGUCAAGAAUCGACUACAACAGACACAAGAUAAGAUAAAGGAGCUAACUGGGCCAGGAACUUGGGAACAAUGGACUCAUUGGAAGUCCAAAACUCAGGAGCACAAAAACCGCGGUGCAACCAGGCAGGAGCUGGAAAAAAUCCUGUCUGCAGAACCGGACCACAAGUCAAACCUUGCCAAAGAUGAACUUACUACAAUCCGUAGAAACUUACAAACCAAUGGAAUCGAGGUCACCAAUGACUUUAUAAGGGAGACUUGGUAUCACGUUUACAGACAGUUCUUCCUCAGUAAAGCUCUGGGCCAUUGUCAGGAGUGUAGAAAAGGCUUCUAUUACUACCAGAAAGGAUUCUCAGACUCAGGACUGGAAUGUAAUGAUGUUGUACUGUUCUGGAGAUUACAGAGAAUGUUACAGAUUACAAGUAAUGCUCUCAGACAACAAGUUGUCAAUAAUGAAGCUAGAAGACUGGAGAGGAUAAUAAAGGAAGUAUUAGAUGAAUUUGGUGAUGAUCCAGAAACUCUGGCCAAAUUACUGACGGGUCCACGAGUACAGCUAGCAGAGGAAUUAAAAAAAGUGAGACAGAUUCAAGAGAAGUUAGAGGAAUUUAUUCAAGCAUUAAACAAGGAGAAAUGACAUGGAUCAUAAACAUAAAAAAAGGAGCAUCUCUGUGAUUUUAUUUGCAUUAUAUGUUGUCAGAACUUACACAGCAGUUUUCCUCCCAGUGCAGUGUAUGGAGUACUAUAGUACUAAUUUAUUUCGAUAAGUGAUGUGGUGCAGAUAAGGUUAAUCCCAUUAUGAUUUUUCUUCUGAAGUGCUUAAGUUUGUUACUCAUUUUACAUGCAUGUUGUUAUGCCUCAUGUAUUGCUAACUUCUGGGUUUUCAUUAUUUACUGUCUACAAAAAUAAAAUUUUAUAAAUGAUUAUUUUGCAAUGUAGGUAUAUGUACAUGUGUAUGUAUGAUUUAAAUUAUCUGCAUUCAGAAUACUAUUGUUAACUUGUAAACACAAUACAGUGAGGUAAAUUUGCCAUUUAUUUUGUCAUGGUACAAUUCAGAAUAAAUGUAAUAGAAAAAUAUGAUAAAUGUUGAAAAUAUACAA
Molecule: messenger RNA, 3536 nt
Organism: Saccostrea echinata
Lineage: Eukaryota; Metazoa; Mollusca; Bivalvia; Ostreida; Ostreidae
Product: dynamin-like 120 kDa protein, mitochondrial
Exons: 30
Coding region: 77-3073 (998 amino acids)
Biological process (GO): mitochondrial fusion
Cellular component (GO): cytoplasm; microtubule; mitochondrial membrane
Molecular function (GO): microtubule binding; GTPase activity; GTP binding
Source: RefSeq, a predicted model, not a curated record